CCAGAUUUGACCCGAUACCGAUCGGAUGGUCGGUGGGACUGUCUCCUGUCUUGUCUCUUUCGUCUCUUCGCAAUCACUGACAUAUUGCUACACUCUACAGGCGUCGGCGUAGAAACCGGCGGGGGAUGGGGGUCAUGACCUCUCCGAACCAAGGGUCUUCCUUCGAACCAGGGUCCUUCAAUCGGUUUUGGCCUAGCAAAAAUAGUCACGUGUUAACCUCUCUCUAUUUAGAAAGGUGCUACCUACUUGAUGUUUGGCCAGGGUAAUAGGUUGAUACUACUGAUUGACGUUUGCAAGGGCGCAGUCAAGUUGGGACCUCCCCCGCCGCUUACCACCAAUGUUGGAGGUGUGUCCCAGUUCGGACUGGUGAAUGUGGACCAUCUUCCGCGUGCUUCUCACUGACAGUGUCCGUCCAUGCUCAAUACAUCCUAAACACCUGUUGGGAGCACUAUGUCGCCAUCCAUCUCCACUACAGCCAUGUUGCUCCAUCAACCGUGACCAUCCAGGUGUAAUGUCUGCGCAGCCAGAGGGCAAGGCGGAUGUCGCAGAUUCAGGCCAUCAAUUACUGGCUGUGACACCACCAAGGGCACUGGAACUGACGAGGAACGGGAACUCACCAACAGACAGCAGUGCUAGCCAAGCCAUCCAGCAGGGAGAGACUCAGGUGAAGCUAUCUGUCACCUCGCCAACCCGAGCUGUCCCGCCCAAUCGGGAUAGUCCCAAAAGAAAGGCAACGGACGAUAGAAGGCCCUGGUCUGUAUCCCCGCCAAGGAGUCAGCAGCAAGCAGCACGGGACGGGAGGGGGCCAUCUAUCGAGCGGACAUCGGGUGGCUCCAGCACACCGCCACAGAAGAGUAGUCCCAAGCGGAAACGACAACAGUCGGAAUCAGCAGUAGACAAUAAGAUGUCUGGAAAUAUGUCCCAUAAAUUCCCGGCCGCUGAAAAUCGGGACCGGGAAGCACUCCAGACUGCGGCUAUGAAGCUUAUGGCAGCGUUGAAAAGAGCGGGGGAACGGUCAAACGCUUCAAGUGAACUGAACGUUGCUCAGAGGACCGGACAGGGGAGUCAGCAAACGGGGCCCAAAAUAAGACAGCAGGACAUCGGCACACCGGGAACAGCACAGCAACAGCGUGGCGCGGAUACGCAUCGACUACAGAAUGGUGCCCAACCGAAACAGAAACCACAAGUGUCUGGGGAGGAGAUGCUGGAGAAUGUGAGGAUCUGGGAGCCGGUGGCCUCUGCAGGUCGUCCUCCCCGACAACCGCCACCAGGCGCCGGACCUGAGUUCACGAUGGUCUCGUACAACGUGCUCUCUCAGCACCUGUACGACCUCCAUCCGGAGCUGUACGUGGGCGCUCAGCGCGACCAGACGGACUGGGCGGUGCGCGCGCCGCGACUCUGGGACCAGCUGACCCGGCUCGGCGCGGAUAUAGUUUGUUUGCAAGAAGUGGAAGAGCGGGAUUUACAGACAUUUUGGAUACCACGGUGUAGGCAAGAAGGGUUCAACAUCAUCUUCAAGAAGCGGACCGGUAAGGACAAGAUGGACGGAUGUGCGCUCAUGUUCCGCGAGUCAGUGUUCACCCUGCAGGAUGUGGCCACUGUCGAGUACAUGCAGCCCGACUGCAAGGCGCUCGACAGGGAUAACGUCGGCAUCGUCGCUCGACUUAGCGGCGCCGGCGGUGAGCUGGCGGUGGCCUGCACGCACCUGCUCUACAACCCGCGGCGACACGACGUCAAACUGGCCCAGGUGGCGCUGCUUCUGGCCGAACUGGACCGGCUGGCCUGGUGCGGCAGCCGCCAGACCUACCUGCCCAUCCUGCUGGCGGGCGACCUCAACCUGGAGCCGCACUCGCCGGUAUACCAGUUCCUCACGCGGGGCUGGCUGCAGUACGCCGGGAUGUCGCGCAGGCAGCUGACGCCGUUCGGCGGUGGCGAGACCCUCCUCGGUCCUCUAUUGCCGCCCCAGCUCGGCGUCACCGCCUACUGCCGGCACGUGGGUGUGCAGAUGCGCCGCCUGUACGCACAGCUGUCAGAGAGCGAGCCGGAGCGACGCCGGGCCGAGCGACAUAUGCUGGCGGUGAGACACAGCGAGCACCGGCACGUGCCGCCACCGCUGCCGCUGCAGGAACUGACCUACGAGGCGUCGGCCGGGUUCCUGGCGCACGGUCUCCAGCUGGGGUCCGUGUACCGUCAUGGACAGAGGAAUAAACAGGAGGUGACUACUCAACAGCGUGAGUGGAUUACGGUGGACUACAUCUUCCAGAGCGUGUCGCCGCCUCCGGGCUCGGCGCGGCUCGAGCUGACCUCUCGGUUCGCGCUGCCCACCGCCGCCGUGUGCCGGAAACUGCAGCCGUACCCGAGCGCCGCGCUGCCCUCCGAUCACCUGCCGUUGGCUGCUCGGUUCCGACUGGUACCGCCUAGAUAGAACGGAGGAUCGGGGGGAAGUGACGAGCUGUGUACCUGAGCUGUGUCGAUUCGGGGCGAUCCGGCUGCCUUAGUGGGUCUGAUGAAACUAGAAUGAUAAUCUGGCGAACGAACUGAGAGUGACAGUGUAAAUGCGUUUGUGUUUUGACUGGAUGGUUAACAGUCAGCUCGGAGAUGCGACUGUUAAUGUGUGUUGUGCAAUGUGCACUGGAAAUGGUAGUGAGGAUGUUUCCUACUUCUUUCAAGAGGUACUUUUCAUUGGUACAAGUUUUGAAACGUCGGUGCAACAGUUUAGUGCAACUGUAUGGAAGGAUGUGGACUUUCGUGAAGCUCAGCGCAGUUUAUGUUGUGUGUGUGCUCUGUCUUCUCCAUGCCCUUCCAUCCUUUCUUUGGAAGAGGGACAGACGGUUUUCGCAAUUUUAUAGUACCCAGAAGGUUGUCUGGUUUUAAACGUUUGCACAUCAGGGCAAAUGAGAGUCAACUUCAAACGACGUGUGACAGUUUCAGAAUAGUUUUUCAUACGUUGACUCAAGUAAUUCAUGAUGCCUCGCAACUCAUGAAUACAAUGUGAUCUAAUAA
This is a messenger RNA of Amphibalanus amphitrite, 3003 nucleotides long. Its product is annotated as protein angel homolog 2-like. Lineage: Eukaryota; Metazoa; Arthropoda; Thecostraca; Balanomorpha; Balanidae. The record is from RefSeq and is a predicted model, not a curated record. The transcript has 9 exons. Gene Ontology annotation, molecular function: 3'-5'-RNA exonuclease activity. Bases 371 to 2425 code for a protein of 684 amino acids.